AGGAGACCAGAGCAGGAAGAGCAGCGGCGAGGCGGCGGCGGUGGCUGAGUCGGUGGUGGCAGAGGCGAAAGAGACAGCUCCAGGGGGUGGCAGCGGCCGCGAGAGCAGAAUGCGGGUCCGAGUUGGGCUGACGCUGCUGCUCUGUGCGGUGCUGCUGGGCUCGGCCUCGGCGUCCUCGGAUGAAGAAGGCAGUCAAGAUGAAUCCUUAGAUUCCAAGACUUCUUUGCCAUCAGAUGAGUCGGUAAAGGACCACAACACAGCAGGCAGAGUAGUUGCUGGUCAGAUAUUUCUUGAUUCCGAAGAAUCAGAAUUAGAAUCACCAGUUCAAGAAGAGGAAGACAGCCUCAGGAGCCAAGAAGGGGAAAGUGUCUCAGAAGAGAUCAGCUUUCUAGAAUCUCCGAAUCCAGAAAACAAGGACUAUGAAGAACCAACGAAAGUACGGAAACAAGCUCUGACCGCCAUUGAAGGCACAGCACAUGGGGAGCCCUGCCACUUCCCUUUUCUGUUCCUGGAUAAGGAGUAUGACGAAUGUACAUCAGAUGGGAGGGAAGAUGGUAGAUUGUGGUGUGCUACAACCUAUGACUACAAGGCAGAUGAAAAGUGGGGCUUUUGUGAAACUGAAGAAGAAGCCACUAAACGGCGGCAGAUGCAGGAAGCGGAAAUGAUGUACCAGACAGGGAUGAAAAUCCUCAACGGAAGCAACAAGAAAAGCCAGAAAAGAGAAGCAUAUCGGUAUCUUCAAAAGGCAGCAGGCAUGAAUCAUACCAAGGCCGUGGAGAGAGUGUCAUAUGCUCUUUUGUUUGGUGAUUACCUGACACAGAAUAUCCAGGCAGCUAAAGAGAUGUUUGAGAAACUGACUGAAGAAGGCUCCCCUAAGGGACAAACUGCUCUUGGCUUUCUCUAUGCCUCUGGACUUGGUGUUAAUUCAAGUCAGGCAAAGGCCCUCGUAUAUUAUACUUUUGGAGCUCUCGGGGGCAACCUAAUAGCGCACAUGGUUUUGGGUUAUCGGUACUGGGCUGGCAUCGGAGUCCUCCAGAGUUGCGAAUCAGCACUGACUCACUAUCGUCUUGUUGCCAAUCAUGUUGCUAGUGAUAUCUCGCUGACAGGAGGCUCAGUAGUACAGAGAAUACGGCUGCCUGACGAGGUGGAAAAUCCAGGAAUGAAUAGUGGAAUGCUGGAAGAAGAUUUGAUUCAAUACUAUCAGUUCCUAGCAGAAAAAGGUGAUGUACAAGCGCAGGUUGGUCUGGGACAACUGCAUCUGCACGGAGGGCGUGGAGUAGAACAAAAUCAUCAGAGAGCAUUUGACUACUUCAAUUUAGCAGCUAAUGCUGGCAAUUCACAUGCGAUGGCCUUCUUGGGAAAGAUGUAUUCAGAGGGAAGUGAUAUUGUACCACAGAGUAAUGAGACAGCUCUUCACUACUUUAAGAAAGCUGCUGACAUGGGAAACCCAGUCGGACAGAGUGGACUCGGAAUGGCUUACCUCUAUGGGAGAGGAGUUCAAGUUAAUUAUGAUCUGGCACUAAAGUAUUUCCAGAAAGCUGCUGAACAAGGCUGGGUGGAUGGGCAACUGCAGCUUGGCUCUAUGUACUAUAAUGGCAUUGGAGUCAAGAGGGAUUAUAAACAGGCCUUGAAGUAUUUUAAUUUAGCUUCUCAGGGAGGCCACAUCUUGGCUUUCUAUAACCUAGCCCAGAUGCACGCCAGCGGCACAGGUGUGAUGCGAUCGUGUCACACUGCAGUGGAGUUGUUUAAGAACGUCUGUGAACGAGGCCGCUGGUCCGAGAGGCUUAUGAUGGCCUAUAACAGCUAUAAAGACGGCGACUACAAUGCCGCCGUGAUCCAGUACCUCCUGCUGGCCGAACAGGGCUACGAAGUGGCGCAGAGCAAUGCAGCCUUCAUUCUCGAUCAGAGGGAAGCAACCAUUGUGGGGGAGAACGAGACUUACCCCAGAGCUUUGCUGCACUGGAACAGGGCCGCCUCUCAAGGCUAUACCGUGGCCAGAGUUAAGCUUGGAGACUACCAUUUCUAUGGCUUUGGCACCGACGUCGACUACGAGACCGCGUUCAUUCACUAUCGCCUGGCGUCUGAGCAGCAGCACAGCGCCCAGGCCAUGUUCAAUCUGGGCUACAUGCACGAGAAGGGGCUGGGCAUCAAGCAGGAUAUUCACCUUGCGAAACGUUUCUAUGACAUGGCAGCUGAAGCCAGCCCAGACGCACAAGUACCAGUCUUCCUAGCACUAUGCAAAUUAGGUGUGGUGUAUUUCUUGCAAUACAUACGGGAAACAAAUAUUCGAGAUAUGUUCACCCAACUUGACAUGGACCAGCUUUUGGGACCUGAGUGGGACCUUUACCUCAUGACCAUCAUCGCACUGCUCUUGGGAACAGUUAUAGCUUACAGGCAGAGGCAGCACCAAGACAUGCCUGUCCCCAGGCCUCCUGGGCCCCGGCCGGUGCCACCACAGCAGGAGGGGCCACCAGAGCAGCAGCCACCACAGUAACAGCCACCGUGUCCAGCCUUGGUCAGUGACAACCAAGGAAAUUGUCUGUGGAGAACACUUGCAUUGGAUUUAGGACUUCGGAUCAGUGGUCACCUCCUGGAAGAGGCACAAGGAAGCAUUGAAUUCCUAAAGCUGCUUAGAAUCUGAUGCCUUUAUUUUCAGGGAUAAGUAACUCUCACCUAAACUGAGUUGAAUGUUUGUUUCAGUACCGUAUGGAAUAACAACUCUCAGUGCCCCCCCCCCCUUUUUUUUCUGGAAACAUAUGAGACACUCAAUGUCUGCCGUACCCAGCUGUCUUUCUUGGGUCCUUUCGGUCACUCUCUCAAUGUGCAUAAGUUCUUCUAUCAACCACCUUUAAGGUCUUGUGCAUCAACACUAAAAACUGAUCAUUGUAAAAAGGAAAAAACAGUUAGUUGCAAGUUUAACCUUAACAUGUUUGGAAGUCUGAAAAUAGAACUUGCCUUUUAAGUAAAAAAAAAAACAAAAAAACAAAAAAAGUCUUCAGAUCGUUUCAGAACUGCAAUAACUGAGAAACUUACCAAUCCACAUGCAAGUAUACAUAUUCAACAUAUUGGUUAUUUUAAAAGGGAAGGCUGGGAGGUUUCUUAUUAUUGGUGAUUGUCAUACUUUCUACCAUACGUCUCUCCUUCAAAGACUGAAAGGCGUGUUAAAGAGUUUGAUGUGAACUUCACUUCUCUGGAAUGGAAUAUAUAAAACAUUGUGAACUGACUUCUUGAGCUAACAUGUGAAUUUGCCCCCACUUACUCAGUGUAAUUUGCUUGUUUGUUUUGAAUAUACAGAGCCUUGAUCCAGAAGCCAGAGGAUGGACUAAGUGGGAGAAAUUAGAAAACCAUAUUAAAGAACUCUGGGUGGGUUACAGAGAUGAUAGACACACUUCCCCGAAAGAUGAAGCAUUUGUUCCCAGGAUUUUACUUUGCAUUUCUUACUGCAAAAGAACAGAUCUCACCCUCCUGAAUUCUUUAGAUUUGAAAUAUUAUUGCCAGGAUGUGGCAUACAGUGACUACCCUUAUAAAACUAAAACUCAGAGAAUUUAAGAUGCAUUAAACUCAGUGGUUGAGGAAAGCCAAAGCCUGUUUAUACUGUUCAGGUCGAUUUUUACUUCUGCAGUUUUCUAUUACAGUAGAAAGUCAGCCACUUUCUUAGCUGUCCUAUGCACCACCCUCCCCCACUGGUAAAUGUAGGAAAAUCAAGGCUAUGACACUUGAGAAUUGCCUGGUCAAAUAGUGUGGAGCACAGCAACAAUACAAAGAAAAUCGAGGACUUCACAUAUCCUGCAAAUGAAGAACUUUAAACUUAAACCUAAUUUGUAUUUUUAUUGUCAGAUGGUGGUAUUCACCAGCCUAUGUCUAGUCUGAGACUACGUUGGUAUCUGAGCAGGCUUUCUAUGCCUCCUGACCUCAGUCUGUUUAUAGUAACCUUUCUACUAUUUUUUCCAUAAUCCCUCAUCUGCCAGAAAACUUGAAGAGCUUAUUACCUGUAGAGUUGUAAGACUUUGGUUUUUGAAGUUGGGAUUAUAUUUAGAACUAGAUUUAAUGAGUCUGUAAUGAAUGUGAAGGCUUUCAGUGUGAAGUCGUACACUCUUUGUGUGUGUUUUAGAGUAUUAUGAGAAACCUGGUAAGCAAACUUUACUCCCACAUAAUUGCUUCCAAAUUUGAAGAGGUGGCCACAGAACCAUAUGUAUAAGAGAGUAUCCGAAAGGUAGGAAGUUUGACCCUCCAGAGCGUCCUGUUGCUUUGGGCAGCUCUUAAAUAGAAAGAUGAGUUUGACCUCUUACGCAGAGAGAGACUUGAGUGCAGUUGGUACAAUAUAUUGGUCUUCACCACUGCCACUUCUCCCCACCCUUCGAAGAUGAGUAGAGUUCACGGGAGCGGCCACGUUUCAUUUCGAAGGAACUGUCUUAAUGUAUUUAAAUGUUUUAAAACCCUCCAAGAUGACUGAACUUCCCUUUCUCUCCCUCUGCCAUCCAUCCACUUGAUUUCUGCUUUAGCCACAUUUUUUAUCUCUAGCUUUACCUCCCUCCAUUUGUGCUUUGAAGAGACAUUUCGUAAAGCAGCGUGCACUACCUAAAGCCAGAUGGGAAGGCGCAGUCGUGUUCUUCAUGCAAUAACAAACUUCCUGCUAGGUUACCACUACCUGCCCUGUCCUUUUUAUUACUGAUAUUCCACAUAGCCUCUUCCUGGCUUGUUUCCACCACCUGCUUGUCCCCUGGGUCAUUUGCUCCAGGAAAUUUGAACAGUGUAUUUAAAACAAUUUUGUUCUAUGGCUUUGUGACUUCAGUCCUUACGACUAUCUCAAAAUACUUUGCUCCCUUUUUCUUCUCUGUUCAUGGGACAUAAUACCUAGGCAAGUAGGAACUGGGUUUGGUGUUUCUCCUAAAAUAAUGCUCAAUACUUACAUAAUCAAAUGGCAUCCAUUUGAAUAAAAUGACAGUAACUAAAGCUAGUUAAUGUCAGUGACAUUAAACUAACUCCGGGAUUCAGGAGUUUUAAUGUUAGAAUUUAGAGUUAGCAGAUUGAGUGCAGCUUCAUUUCUCUGUGGUAGCCUGUCUCCUGACCCCUUUAGCCUGUCUUCCUGCCUUUGAAGGUGACGACAGUAAUACUUGGCUUAUAUUCUCCUCUGCGUUUGGUUUGUGGUUAGUCAACUGUUCUCAGAGUUUUGAGACCAUCUGUUUGCUUCUAUUUUAUGUUACAAAGGUAGCAUUGGUGUUUGGGUUUUUUGUUUUCUUUAUUUGAAAUUUUUGUUUCUGUUUUCUGAGUAAGGCUUAUCUUAUUUUUGGUUAAUAUUCAGUGGCACAGAAAAAGUAAAAGCCUUUUUUUUUUCCCAAAAUUCAUUAUUUUAGCACUUGAAUGAGAUUAACUUUGGAAUCAUUUACCUUAAUACGCUUGAGGAUUUGUUACCCUUGUGCAUAUAAGGUUAAUUUGUGAAAGUUUUACUGCUAAGCUUUUCUAGCUCUGUACCAUUGGGAAGUUGUAGAAACUUCUACUGUGAUCUGACCAUGAUCGGAUGCUUUUAUUUAAUUAAGGAGCUGCUGUUGCCUCCAGGAAACUUAAGUAUUUUGUAUAGGAUUUUUUUUUUUUUUUUUUUUUUUUUUUGGCUUCAUUUUUCCCUCCUUCUUUGCUCCUUACAUUUGUUCUUCAAGCCAGCAUUUUGGAAGUAUGCAUGCAAGCCUGUAAAUGGAGACCACAACUCUUCAUGUGUGUAGCAUGUGUAUUACUGUCUAGCUCCAUCUGCAAAAAACUUCCUUUACAGAGGUUUGGACUAAUGUUUCACAUGCACAUUUCAAAACAAACAGUGUCAGAUAAACAGCCCCUUUACCUGCCAAGAAGAGCAAUGUGGGCUACUUUGCCCCGAGGACAGCUAGUAUUUGUUCUGGAAGUGAAUUUAAUAUGUGUUGCACAAUAUUAUGACUAGAAGAAUGCAAGAAAUUAAAAAACUUCUGUUUUCAUGAAAAUCUUUUUCCUCACUCAUUGCUCUCCCAUAUAAAUGAAAAAUAUAGUUUCUGAACACCAUAUUGUCUGAGCCACUACCUGAUUUUUUAAAUGUGUGUAGUCCUUGAAGCUAAAUUUCUCCUUUCACUUUGUAUUUCUAGAAAACCUAAAAUAUCCCAAGUAAAAAUGAUUUGUAUUUUAAAGUGACUAUUUACAGAAGCAAAACUCCCAAUUCUGUGUGUAUGAGAAGGAUGUCCUGGUCACGUGCAGGAAAGCCUCUCACAUGCACUGUUUUUCCUAUCUGGAAUGACAUAAGCUGACACUAGUCUCUUUGAUUUAAAAAAAAGAAAUCAUAAUGUCAAUACGAUCAAGGUAUAACCACUAUCAAUAUUUAGGAGAAGUUUAAAAAGACCAUAAGCUGGCAUUGGAAGGAACACCAUGGUAGACUUUUUUGUAAAUUUAUUUUGUAUUUAAUUAAAUACAGUAUAAAGGCUGGUGAAGUGUAAUAUAAUUGUGUAAACAAAUCCUGUUAAUAGAGAGAUGUACAGAUUCGUUUUGUACUGUAUCUUGAAACUUGUGAAAUAAAGAAUCCACCUCUGGUUA
Messenger RNA from Mirounga angustirostris (Northern elephant seal), 6546 nucleotides. RefSeq names its product SEL1L adaptor subunit of SYVN1 ubiquitin ligase (gene SEL1L). Bases 110 to 2494 code for a protein of 794 amino acids. Gene Ontology annotation, molecular function: protein binding. The record is from RefSeq and is a predicted model, not a curated record. NCBI's taxonomy places the organism in Eukaryota, Metazoa, Chordata, Mammalia, Carnivora, Phocidae. The transcript has 21 exons. Gene Ontology annotation, biological process: ERAD pathway. Gene Ontology annotation, cellular component: endoplasmic reticulum membrane.